AUGAUUAAUAAAGAAAAACAAAUAAAUUAUAAAAGAAGUAUAUUUAAUCAAUAUAAAAAUUAUGAUGAAUUAGAUAUAAAUGAAGUGGCUACAAUAUUAUUGGACCAGUAUAAAAUAAUUGGUGGAAGGAAGUUCUUAGAUGUUCCUGAAGCAAAUUACCUUAUGCCAUCAGAUGAAAUGGAACUUAGGAGAAUAGAGAUUGCUCAUGUACUAAAACGAUAUGCAUGGAAAGGCAAUUUUAAUGCACCAGUUGAAGAUAUGCUGAAAAAUGGUAAAGCUGACGUUCUCGACGCUGGACAUUCAAUCAAGUGUCUUCCAAAUACAGGAUUUCUGGAAUAUAAUUUAAUAAGGGGAAUUCCAUUUCCUGACGAAACGUUUGAUUAUGUUCAUGUGUCAUCGAUGUGGUCAGCGUUUACUAAACAACAGUACAUAAAUGUAAUCCAUGAAUUAGUACGUGUAACGAAAUACAACGGAUGGAUUGAGAUUUUCGAAUCUAAUAUGGAUUAUAAAAAUUUGGGAAAUUCUAUGAAAGGUGUUCAAGAUGCUCGUAAGUUUACACAAAUAUCAGUUCAUACAAAGUUAAAAGAAAAUGGGAUUGUUCCAAAGAUAUUUUUAGAGAUAUCUAAAUGUAUUAGAUCAAUUAAUGAAUUAACUAAUAUCGAGCACAGGAAAUUGAAUGUAUUGGAGGCUAUUCAACAAUUUUAUGAAUCUGCUACAUAUAUGGCAGACUAUAUGGGAAUAUCUCAGAGCGAUUAUCAAAAAUUAAUUGAAGAUUUCGAUAAUCAAUGUAAUCAAAAUCGUACCUAUUUAGAAACCCAUAGGUUUUUUGCUAAAAAAGUAAAAAUUUCAGAAACACAAUAA
This is a messenger RNA of Dentiscutata erythropus, 861 nucleotides long. Lineage: Eukaryota; Fungi; Glomeromycota; Glomeromycetes; Diversisporales; Gigasporaceae. The record is from the annotation of a GenBank genome assembly.